AUGAACAAAAUUAGUGAGAAUAAUAGAUUACGUGAAAAGUAUCCUACAUUCGAAGUACCAUCAUCAUUAUAUAAUGUGAUACAUGUCAACAGAUGUAGUUCAAUGAGAGAAUUACAGUUAUUAAUCAAACACGUGCAAGAGUGUACCAAUUUUACUAUUGAUACUGAAAAUGAAAAAUCGAAUGGUAAAUUGGCAUUGAUUCAGAUUCAAUCAAUCCCGCAACAAUUACCUAUAUCAAUAAUAUUGGUUGAAUUAGCACAUUUGCCGAGUGAUAAUGAUAAGUAUAAUUUAAUUCGAGAACUUUUUAUGUUAAUCUUUAGACCUGAUAAUAAAUUGUAUUCAUGGGGUGAUGCAGCUCGUGAAUUACAACCUGCUGCAAGUUAUGAUUUAUUUAUGUGGCCAAUAUUAGCAACAAUAAUUAAUGUGCAAUUACAUUUUCCAAAUUGGUACAUGUGGGCUCGGACUCGUUGCGAGUCAUGCAGCCUGUCAAUUCAUGAUGAAGAUAAUGAUACUGAUAAUGUUAAUACGCAAGAUAUUUGUCAUCAACCAAGUCCAUACAAACCAGGAGAAGCAUGGGCACUUCAGAAAGCAAUGGUUUAUGCUGCACAACUGUUUAUCGACAAAUCCUAUACAUGUAGUCAUUGGGCUGCUGGUCUUACUUCGAAAAAUUCUACAUUAUCAGAAACUCGAAGAAAUACAAUGAUCCAUUACGCUUUAUAUGAUUGUUUUUCAACAACUUAUUUAGUUAAACCAAUUUUUCAACAAUGGACAUUCGACAAAUUGAAAAAUACAUCAACCACCGAAUUAUUUACAUCAUUUGAACCAUUACCAGUUCCAACAAAGAUUACACCACCAACACAGAAAAAUAGAAUUAAAAAUUUAAAUGUACAAAAACUGAUGAAGAUCUUUGGCUGUGAUGAAUCUGAUCUUGAAUCAGUAUCUGAUGAUGAUGGUGAUGAAAUUUACCUCAAUCAAGUGAUCGGCCCGGUGAAUAAUAAUGAACUUGCUGGUGAAGUUAAACAACUUGUUGCCGGUGGUGAAGAUUAUGAACUUGUUGCCGGUGGUGAAGAUUAUGAACUUGCUGAUGAAGUUAAUACUGAAGAAGUUUUAGCUACACAAGAUGUUCAAGAUAUUAAUGAUGAUCAACAAAUUGAAUCUAAUGAACCAGCUCAAUAUCAACGCAAAUCCUCUUAUCAAAGAAGAAGUCGAUCAGCAAAAAUGCGUCACAACAGAAAGCAUGCUCGACAACAGAAGAAACACCGAUUCGAUCAUCAAAUACGACGAAAAUUCUAUCAUCGAUUCAAAUCAUUUAUGAUUCGAAGAAUCUUGCGGCUGUACCAGAUACCAUUUGUCCACAUGAAGAAGGAUCAAGAUGAUGUGGUGGUGGGUUUACGAAAUGAAGAUAUUCGACGACAAGCUGAUCAUGAUCUGGCAACAACCAUCUUUCAUCGUCGAAGUUUUUAUUAUUAUAAGAACAAGUACCAAUGGUGA
Messenger RNA from Adineta steineri, 1491 nucleotides. The record is from the annotation of a GenBank genome assembly. NCBI's taxonomy places the organism in Eukaryota, Metazoa, Rotifera, Eurotatoria, Adinetida, Adinetidae.